Solanum dulcamara is the source of this 1187-nucleotide messenger RNA. Its product is annotated as isoflavone reductase homolog. The transcript has 4 exons. Gene Ontology annotation, molecular function: oxidoreductase activity. The coding region runs from base 48 to 989 and encodes 313 amino acids. The record is from RefSeq and is a predicted model, not a curated record. Lineage: Eukaryota; Viridiplantae; Streptophyta; Magnoliopsida; Solanales; Solanaceae.
UAAUUUUUCCAACUCAUUCAAAACAUAUAAAAAGAAGAACAUUACAAAUGGGAAAAAGCAAGGUUCUUGUUGUAGGUGGAACCGGUUAUAUAGGCAGGAGGAUUGUGAAAGCUAGUUUAGCUCAAGGACAUACAACGUAUGUCCUGCAACGAUCGGAGAUCGGCCUCGACAUUGACAAACUACAAAUGUUGUUGUCAUUCAAGGAGCAAGGUGCUCAACUUGUCGAGGCCUCGUUCUCCGACCACCGGAGCCUAGUGGAGGCCGUGAAAGAGGUGGAUGUUGUUAUAUGCACCAUGUCCGGGGUGCAUUUCAGAAGUCACAAUAUCUUGUUGCAACUCAAGUUGGUUGACGCCAUCAAAGAAGCCGGAAAUAUUAAGCGGUUCUUGCCAUCAGAAUUUGGUAUGGAUCCAGCACUAAUGGGAGAUGCAAUAGAACCAGGAAGAGUGACAUUUGAUGAGAAAAUGAAAGUGAGAAAAGCGAUAGAAGAAGCUCAUAUUCCUUACACUUACAUUUCUGCUAAUUGCUUUGCUGGUUAUUUUGUUGGCAACCUGUCUCAACUUGGAACUCUUGUUCCUCCUAAACACAAAGUUUGCCUGUAUGGAGAUGGCAAUGUUAAAGUGGUGUACAUGGAUGAAGAUGACGUGGCAACAUACACUAUAAAAAGCAUAGAUGAUCCAAGGACAAUGAACAAGACAGUGUACCUUAGACCACCAGAAAACAUUCUGUCUCAAAGGGAAUUGAUAGCCAAGUGGGAAAAGCUUAAAGGAACAGAACUUGAGAAAAUCAGCAUCUCUGAACAAGACUUCCUAUCUUCCAUGAAAGAAAUGGACUAUGCUGGGCAGGUAGGAGUGGGACAUUUCUACCACAUAUUCUAUGAAGGUUGUUUAACUAACUUUGAAAUUGGACAAAAUGCUGAAGAAGCCUCUGCCCUCUACCCUGAAGUUCGUUAUACUCGUAUGGACGAAUAUCUAGCACGCUAUCUUAAUUAGCUUUUCUCUUCAAUUUCAUCGAUAUGUUUGUAUUUCGCGUUUCUUCAAAAAUUUCAGCAAAUAAUGUACUACUAUGUAAUAAUCUUGUGUGAACAGAACAAUAAUCGAUAAAGUCAUAUAUAGCUACUUCUAGAGUUCAAAUCGAAAUUAAUGGAAUCUUCUUUGAGCUUAUAAAGAUUCAUAUCCAUCUUUUGUUCU